Molecule: messenger RNA, 1374 nt
Organism: Talaromyces marneffei
Lineage: Eukaryota; Fungi; Ascomycota; Eurotiomycetes; Eurotiales; Trichocomaceae
Exons: 3
Coding region: 1-1374 (457 amino acids)
Biological process (GO): ergosterol biosynthetic process; acetyl-CoA metabolic process
Molecular function (GO): hydroxymethylglutaryl-CoA synthase activity
Source: RefSeq, a predicted model, not a curated record
AUGGCUGCUCAUCCUCAAAACGUUGGCAUCAAGGCCAUUGAAAUCUACUUUCCCAGCCAGUGCGUUGACCAGGCUGAGUUGGAGAAAUUCGAUGGCGUUUCCACAGGAAAAUACACCAUUGGUCUUGGCCAGACCAAAAUGAGCUUCUGUGACGAUCUUGAAGAUAUCUACUCCCUCUCCCUUACCACCCUCUCCUCCCUCAUGCGCAAAUACAACAUCGACCCCAAGUCUAUUGGCCGAUUAGAAGUCGGAACCGAGACUCUCUUGGACAAGUCCAAGUCUGUCAAGUCCGUUCUUAUGCAACUCUUCGAAGAAUCCGGCAACACCAACAUCGAGGGUAUCGACACAGUCAAUGCUUGCUACGGAGGCACCAACGCCAUCUUCAACAGCAUCAACUGGGUUGAGUCUUCUGCUUGGGAUGGCCGUGAUGCCAUCGUCGUCUGCGGUGAUAUUGCUUUGUACGCCAAGGGAGCUGCCCGUCCUACCGGUGGAGCUGGAUGUGUCGCUAUGGUUAUCGGUCCCGAUGCUCCUAUUGUGUUCGAGCCGGGUCUCCGUGCCAGCUACCUCAGCCACGUCUACGAUUUCUACAAGCCCGACUUGACCAGCGAAUAUCCCUACGUCGAUGGCCACUUCUCCAACAAGUGCUACACCCAGGCUGUCGAUGAGUGCUACAAGGCUUAUAAUGCUCGCGAGAAGACCUUGCAAGAGAAGUUCGGCGUCAACGGCGUCAUUUCCGAGGAGCAGACACCUUUGGACCGCUUUGAUCAUGUUUUGUUCCAUGCCCCCAACUGCAAGCUCGUGUCCAAGUCGUAUGCGCGCAUGCUUUACAACGAUUACCUCAUCAACCCCUCUCACCCCACCUUUGCUGAGGUCCCCGCCGAGAUUGCCGAAGUUGACUAUGAAAAGUCGUUGAGCGACAAGGCUGUGGAAAAGACUUUCAUGGGUUUGGCCAAGAAGCGCUUCAAUGAGCGCGUCCAGCCCUCCAUUGAGGUUGCCACUCAGUGCGGUAACAUGUACACUGCCAGCGUCUACGGAGGACUGGUCAGUCUUAUCGCAAAUGUCACUUUUGACACCUCCAAGCCCAAGCGAGUUGCCAUUUUCAGCUACGGCAGUGGUCUUGCCAGCUCCAUGUUCAGCUUCAAAGUCGUCGGCGACACUUCUGUUAUGGCCAAGAACCUUGACCUCCGCAACCGUCUUGAAUCUCGUCGCGUUGUUCCUCCCUCUGAGUACGAUGCUCUCUGCCUCCUUCGUGAGCAUGCUCACUUGAAGAAGAACUUCAAGCCCGCUGGUAACGCCGACAACCUCUUCCCCGGUACUUACUAUCUGACCGACGUCGAUGAUAUGUUCCGUCGCAAGUAUGCCAUCAAGGCAUAA